CCUUCCCCUUUGUCCUACUACGCUUGUCACAAAAUGACAAGAAAGAAUUUUUCGAGAUAAUUAAAUCCCCAUCUUACAUUUUUCCCUUAUAUAAAGCUGCCUUUGUUCCCCCCUCAAAACCACUCUCUACAUUUUCCAUCUUCCUCAAUUUAUCUCUUCAUCAAUAUAACACAAGAUGGGAGAUAUUAUUGAUAAUGAGGAAGAGUUCUUGAGUCUUACACUUGCUAUAGUCACAAAUUCAUCAUAUUGUGAGAGGAAGAAUAUUAAUAAGAAAAUCAAGAAGAGGAAGAGGAGGGAAUUGGCUUUCAUCAAUACUUGGGAUUUGAAUGAAAGUUGUGAAGGAAAAAUAUUUAGUCUAUUGGAGUUGAGAGAAGCCAUGCUAAAAAUUGAUGUAAACAAAAAGGGUGUGGUUGAAGAUGGAAAAGGCCUUCACCUAAUCCACUCAUUGCUUAUUUCUGCCACAUCAAUUGAUGAAAAUAGCAUGGAUUUAGCUGUUGAAAACCUUCAUGAACUAUACCAAAAUGUUUCCUUAGUUGGAGAUUCUGUCCAAAGGGUUGCUGCCUAUUUUGCUGAUGGAUUAAUAGCGAGGCUAUUAACGCGAAAAUCACCAUUUUAUGACAUGAUAAUGAAGCCUCCAACACAAGAAGAAGAGUUCUUGGCUUUCACUGAAUUUUACAAGGUCUCUCCUUUUUAUCAAUUUGCUCAUUUCACAGCUAACCAAGCCAUUCUUGAAGCCUUCGAAAAAGAAUUAGAAUAUAACAAUGGAUUCUUGCAUGUUAUUGACUUUGACAUAUCCUAUGGAUUCCAAUGGCCUUCUCUUAUUCAAUCUCUCUCUGAAAAUGCAACCACAUGUAAUAGAAUCUCCCUCAAGAUCACUGGCUAUGGAAAAACAAUCGAUGAAUUGAGAGAAACCGAGACAAGGCUUGUUAGUUUUACAAAGGGUUUUCGAAAUUUAUCUUUUGAAUUUCACGGGGUUUUAAGUGGAUCUAAACUUAGUAACCUAACAAAAAGGAAGAAUGAAACAUUAGUUGUAAAUUUGAUUUUUCAUUUGAACUCAUUAAGCACUUAUUCCAAGAUUUCAGAGACAUUGAAAGAAGUCCAUGAUCUUUGCCCUUCUAUAGUUACUAUAGUGGAACAAGAAGGAUGCAAAAGCCCUCAAAUCUUCUUGCCAAGAUUCGUGGAGUCAUUGCAUUAUUUUGCAGCCAUGUUUGACUCAUUGGAUGAUUGUUUACCUGUUGAUAGUAUAGAAAGAUUGAGCAUUGAAAAAAACCAUCUUGGGAAAGAGAUCAAGAAUGCUUUGAACUAUGAUCAUAAAGGUGGCAACAAUAAUAUUUACUCAUCAUCAAGAUAUGAACAGAUGGAGACAUGGAAAGGGAGAAUGGAAAGCCAUGGAUUUUUAGGAAUUCCAUUGAGUUGUAAGAAUAUAAUGCAAGCAAAGUUGCUUCUGAAAAUAAGAAGUCAUUCUUGUUCUCCAAUACAGCUUGAUGGAGGAAAUGGAGGGUUUAGGGUUUUUGAAAUUGAGGAUCCAAGAGCCAUUACUCUAGUAUGGCAAGAUAGGUCAAUUGUCACAGCAUCUGCAUGGUAUUGUGUAUUGUAAAAACUAUUCUAACAUAUUCUCCAAUUCCUUUCCUUCACUGU
Messenger RNA from Lycium barbarum (goji berry), 1638 nucleotides. RefSeq names its product GRAS family protein RAM1-like. Gene Ontology annotation, cellular component: nucleus. The transcript has a single exon. Lineage: Eukaryota; Viridiplantae; Streptophyta; Magnoliopsida; Solanales; Solanaceae. Gene Ontology annotation, molecular function: sequence-specific DNA binding; DNA-binding transcription factor activity. The record is from RefSeq and is a predicted model, not a curated record. Bases 176 to 1597 code for a protein of 473 amino acids. Gene Ontology annotation, biological process: regulation of DNA-templated transcription.